Purpureocillium takamizusanense is the source of this 4277-nucleotide messenger RNA. It is a transcript of the gene PSE1, whose product is annotated as importin subunit beta-3. Gene Ontology annotation, biological process: protein import into nucleus. Gene Ontology annotation, molecular function: nuclear import signal receptor activity; small GTPase binding. The transcript is spliced from 6 exons. Bases 505 to 3795 code for a protein of 1096 amino acids. Gene Ontology annotation, cellular component: nucleus; cytoplasm. The record is from RefSeq and is a predicted model, not a curated record. Lineage: Eukaryota; Fungi; Ascomycota; Sordariomycetes; Hypocreales; Ophiocordycipitaceae.
CCGAAAGGUGACGUUCGGCUGUUUUGUUCCGCUAACAAACCCGUCUGUCUCCCUUUGUUGCUGCCCGUCACGGCAACGCGAGCCAGCAGCUGCCCGCAACCUCUGCAGACGUUGCCCAACUUGGGCCAUAAGACUGCGCGACACGCACGCUAUAUCUAUCGUACGGAAUCCCCAUCGUGUCGCGCCUUGCCUCGCCUUGCCUAUCUGGCGCCACAGGCAACGACGUUGGCUGUUGUUGGCCGGCUGGUUUCGCGGGCGGCGCGCAUUUGACUGACCCAGACGCAGAACUUCCCCUCCCCCACUUUCUCCCGCCCACCAAAAGUCCACCUCCGUCUGGGAGCCUUUCCUCUUCUUUUCCCACCACUGCUCCGGGUCAUCGAGCGCCGCAAACUUCCUGCAGUCCGCCUCCCUGCGCGAUCCAGUCGACGAUUCCGCCCGCGAGAUAGCCGUCUCGCGUACCCGACAUAGGUUGCACGGCGCUGCCGCCCUCGAGCCGUCGCGAUCAUGUCUCUCCUUUCCCCCGAAGUUCACGCCGAGCUCACCCAGCUGCUCCAGGCCCUCCAGUCUGCCGACAAUGGCAUCCGCUCCCAGGCAGAAGAGCACUUGCAGAACAGCUGGACUGGUACGAGGCCCGAGGUGCUGCUGAUGGGCCUGGCCGAGCAAAUUCAGGGCGCCGGAGACAAUGCGACACGCUCGUUUGCCGCCGUUAUUUUUCGACGGAUUGCCUCUAAAACCCGGAAGAUUGAGUCUGGUGAGAAUGUAGACAUGUUCUACUCUCUAUCCAAGGACCAGGCCAUGGUUAUCCGUCAAAAGCUUCUCGAGACUCUUGCUACCGAAGCCGAUCGCAUGGUCCGCAACAAAAUCAGCGAUGCCGUGGCUGAGGUAGCGCGCCAGUAUACAGAUAACAAUGAUUCCUGGCCGGAGCUUCUGGGUGCCCUAUUUCAACUCAGCCAAGCCCCGGAGGCUGACAAGCGAGACAACGCUUUCCGCGUCUUCACCACAACACCUAGCAUCAUCGAGAAGCAGCAUGAGGAGGCCGUCCUCCAGGCCUUCCAAAAGGGAUUCAAGGAUGACGCUGUAAUGGUGCGUCUAGCCGCCAUGGAGGCCUUUGCUGCCUUCUUCCGAACCAUCUCCAAGAAAUCGCAGGCCAAAUACUAUGCUCUUAUACCCGACGUCCUAAAUAUUCUCCCUCCAAUCAAAGAGAGCCAAGACUCGGAAGACCUGAGCAAGGCUCUCGUCGCGCUCAUUGAUCUUGCCGAGACGGCCCCCAAGAUGUUCAAGCACCUGUUCCAAAAUCUCGUUCAGUUCAGCGUGUCUGUCAUCCAGGACAAGGAACUCGACAACGUCUGCAGACAGAAUGCUCUUGAGCUCAUGGCUACAUUUGCCGAUUAUGCGCCGUCUAUGUGCAGAAAAGAUGCUUCGUAUACGACCGACAUGAUCACUCAAUGUCUGAGCCUGAUGACUGACCUAGGCGAAGACGACGACGAUGCCGCAGAGUGGCUAGCUUCCGACGAUCUUGAUCAAGAUGAGAGCGACCAGAACCAUGUCGCUGGCGAGCAAACGAUGGAUCGUCUCGCCAACAAACUCGGUGGCCAGACUAUACUAGCUCCAACUUUCAACUGGCUGCCCCGAAUGAUGACAUCUAUGGCCUGGCGCGACCGCCAUGCAGCUCUGAUGGCCAUCUCUGCCAUCUCGGAAGGCUGCCGCGAUCUCAUGAUCGGAGAGCUCAGCCAGGUUCUUGACCUGGUCAUUCCAGCACUGCAGGACCCCCAUCCCCGCGUGCGCUGGGCUGGCUGCAAUGCGCUGGGCCAGAUGAGCACGGAUUUUGCUCCCAAGAUGCAGACGGACUUCUAUGAUCGGGUAUUGAAGGCCAUUGUCCCGGUCCUUGAUUCUCCCGAAGCACGUGUCAAGUCUCAUGCUGCUGCUGCCCUGGUCAACUUCUGCGAAGAGGCGGAGAAGUCCAUCCUCGAGCCAUACCUUGACGAGCUACUGUCUCAUCUGUUCCAACUCCUUCAAAGCGACAAGCGCUUUGUCCAGGAGCAGGCGUUGUCCACCAUCGCGACCAUCGCUGAUGCCGCCGAAGCAGCAUUUGCGAAGUACUACGACACAUUGAUGCCCUUGCUCGUCAACGUCCUCCAAAACCAGAAUGAGAAGGAGUACAGGCUUCUUCGUGCCAAGGCCAUGGAGUGCGCCACCCUAAUUGCUCUGGCCGUUGGGCGCGAGAGGCUGGGUCCUGACGCCAUGACUCUGGUCAACUUGCUCGCCAACAUUCAGACUAGCAUCACGGACGCCGACGACCCUCAGGCGCAGUAUCUUAUGCACUGCUGGGGCAGAAUGUGCCGUGUGCUUGGCUCGGACUUCGUUCCCUUUUUGGACAGCGUCAUGCCCCCGCUUCUAGAGCUCGCCAUGGCCAAAGCCGACAUUCAACUUCUGGACGACGAUGAGCAGGCGGAGCAAAUGAAUGGCGAAGAUGGUUGGGAGUUUGUCCCGCUCAAGGGCAAGAUGAUCGGCAUUCGCACGAGUACCAUGGACGACAAACACAUGGCAAUCGAGCUUCUCGUCGUCUACGCACAGGUUCUGGAAGGCGCUUUUGCUCCGUUCGUGGCCAACAUUAUGGAAAAGAUUGCUCUACCUGGCCUGGCCUUUUUCUUCCACGAUCCAGUCCGCUAUAUCUCGUCAAAGCUGGUGCCGCAGCUCUUGAGCUCCUACAAGAAGGCGUACGGCUGCCCGUCCAACGAGCUGGCCGGGCUUUGGAAUGCAACGGUGGACAAGUUGCUCGAAGUCCUUACGGCGGAGCCCUCCAUCGAGACGCUCGCUGAGAUGUACCAAUGUUUUUACGAGUCAGUACAGGUUGUUGGUAAGGAUUGCUUGACUCCUGUACACAUGAACCGGUUCAUCGACUCAGUCCAUUCCGCACUGGAGGAUUACAAGGACAGGGUUGCUCAACGCGCUGAAGAGAGGGAGGGUGCUACAGCGGAUGAUGUCGAGGAUGAGGCCGAGGAGACCCUGAUGGCGAUUGAAGAUGACCAGACCCUCUUGUCUGACAUGAACAAGGCGUUCCACUCCGUCUUCAAGCACCACGGGGUCGCAUUCCUGCCGGCUUGGGAGCAGCUCAUGUCGACUUACGAAGGAUUUCUCGCCUCUCCCGAUCCCACCCAGAGGCAGUGGGGCCUCUGUAUCAUGGACGAUGUGUUGGAGUAUUGCGGGCCGGAGAGCAGCCGUUACGCCAACUACAUCUCGCAACCGCUGAUUGAUGGAUGCCGAGACACGUCUCCGGCGAUCAGGCAAGCGGCGGCCUACGGCAUUGGCGUCGCCGCUCAUCGAGGCGGUGCGGCGUGGACUCAAUUCCUCGGGAACUCAAUUCCGUUCCUUUUCCAGGCGACCCAAGUACCAGAAGCCCGAAAUGAAGACAACAUCUACGCCACCGAGAACGCUUGCGCGGCAAUUGCGAAGAUUUUGCACUACAACUCGGGAAGCGUUGGCGACGCACAGACACUGAUUACCCAGUGGAUUGAUACACUGCCUGUCACCAAUGACGAAGAGGCAGCACCGUAUGCGUAUGCAUACUUGGCCGAGCUUAUUGACCAGCGUCAUCCCGCGGUAAUGAAUCAGGCCAGCAAAAUCUUUGUCUUCAUUGCGCAGGCCCUGGAGGCAGAGACGCUGCAAGGCCAGACAGCGAGUCGUGUAGCGGCUGCUACAAAGACCCUUCUCACGACUGCCAACGUGGACCCGAUGCCUCUUCUGCAGCAAUUUUCUCAGGAUGCACAGCGAACGAUUAUGGGUUACUUCAGCUAGAGUUGACAUUUGUUCUUGUUUAGAAGUACAAGUUACAACAGUCGGUGACCACGAUUUGGGAACAGAAAGCCGCUUCAAAUUCGCUGCGCAUGAUACCAAUUUGGGACAGUGGCACGCGAUCUCAGUCUGACAGUCCCAGCGCAGAUUAGAGGACUUUCUAUGUCUGCGGGCGGGGAUGGCACGCGAGAGGAGGCGGAUAGUGCCGCUGGUUCGGCUCAUGGCCGAGGGCGUUGAAGGGGUAUUGGCCCUUUCGGCGGCAGGAUGGGCAAGGAGGUGGUAGAAUGCGGUCCAGAUCGCCAAAGCGUGCGGCAGGUUGGCACGGAGCCUGGACCUCUGGCUAUAGAUGAGAUCGAGCACAGGCAAUCUAUGUAGUCUUCGCACGGCAGCCUCUCCCGCGCCAGACGUGAGGCAACUGUUUCGUUUGACAGCGAUAGUAUGCGAAGAGAAUUUGCGAAGAGAAUUGUCGCGACUUGAUUAUUUCU